Molecule: messenger RNA, 741 nt
Organism: Thlaspi arvense
Lineage: Eukaryota; Viridiplantae; Streptophyta; Magnoliopsida; Brassicales; Brassicaceae
Source: the annotation of a GenBank genome assembly
AUGAAGGGUGUUUGGCCCAAGAGUACUAAAACUCUCUCCCACAGCAGAACAAUCUCAGUUGAACCAUCAAAGCAAGGAAAAAUGAAGUCUAAGCCUGAAAGUGUGAAACAUGAAGUUCUAUUCCGCGUUCCCAUGUGCAAAGUCUACUUGAUGGAUGAAGGGGAAGCUCUAGAACUCGCCAAUGGUGAUUUGACCAUCCUCCGCAUCUCGGAUGGGAACGUUUUCCUUGCUUUUGUUGUGAAAAUUGGUGAACUACAGUGGCCUUUGACGAAGGAUGAACCUGUGGUGAAGCUUGAUGAAAAGAAUUACUUGUUUUCAUUGCCCAUGAAGGAUGGUGAUCCUCUAAGCUAUGGAGUGGCUUUCUUGGAUGGGGGCAAUUUGAAAACGAUGAGCAAAAGCAUGCUUGAUAGAGUUGGAAUUGGAAGUGCAUCCGUAAUGGCACCAGCAGUUCGGUCCCAAGCAGGACAAGCCUUUCUAGCCAUGGUUCCGGGGGAGGUCCUCUUGGCUUCACUCGAUGCUGUUAAUAGAGUUUUGGAUGCAGCUGAAGCUGCUGAAAAGCAGGCCCUUUUGGCUACUUCUGCAGCUGCCACCAGGAUGGUUUCCGAAAGGUAUGGAGAAAGUGCAGGGGAGGCAACAGGGGAUGUGCUUGCAUCUGCAGGUCACUCUGCUAAUACUGCAUGGAAUGUCUUCAAGAUUCGGAAAGCUCUCACUCCUUCACCAUUUGUUCCUCCGGCGUAUUAA